Rhizophagus irregularis DAOM 181602=DAOM 197198 is the source of this 987-nucleotide messenger RNA. RefSeq lists its product as uncharacterized. Lineage: Eukaryota; Fungi; Glomeromycota; Glomeromycetes; Glomerales; Glomeraceae. The record is from RefSeq and is a predicted model, not a curated record. Gene Ontology annotation, cellular component: endoplasmic reticulum. Gene Ontology annotation, biological process: sphingoid catabolic process.
UUUAAAUAAUACCAUAAACCGCCCUUUUACAAAUUAUUUUCAUUCAUGUAGCAUUUAGAUUUCAAAAUACUGUUUAAGCUUUUAUCGGAAACUUCUUUCACUGUUCUUUUUUAAAUUUCAAAAAAAACAUGGGCUUGCUUAACCUAGAAGAACAACUUGUGUUUUAUGCACAAUAUCAUAGGCAUAAGGUUAAUGUUUUGAUUCAUAUUGUUUGUGUUCCUCUCAUUUUUUGGAGUGCUUUAGUAUGGGCUGCAAACACGGGACCAUUACUUUCUUAUGAAGAAGAUUCUUUAUGGAGACUUACCCCAUUUGUACCAAACCUAUCACUAUUUUCAGUACUCUUUUAUAUUAGUUAUUACAUAUUAUUAGAACCUGUAGCUGGGGCACUUUAUGCUCCAAUACUUUUGUAUAUGGCAUAUAAUGCCACUAAUUUUGCCACAGAUUAUUCUGAUCAUAACACUCUUGCUGGAAUCGUUCAAGUUUCUUCAUGGAUUAUGCAAUUUAUUGGUCAUGGAUUUGCUGAAAAGAGAAGUCCAGCUUUGAAAGAUAAUUUAUCUCAAGCUAUUCUUCUUGCGCCAUUAUUUAUUUGGUUGGAAAUAUUAUUCAGUAUUGGAUAUCGUUCUGGUCUUCAGAAAAGGGUAGAUAAGAGUGUUCAAUUAGCUAUUGAUGAGUGGAAAAGAGAGAAAGAAUCAAAGAAAAAGCAAGGACAAAAAGCAGAAUAAAUUUCUUUUACUAAAAAAUUUUUUUUUGUGAGCUUUUUUCCAUUUUCUUAUUACUUUAGAAAUUUAUGUAUACACACACCAACAUAUAUAUAUAAUUGCUUUGAAUACACACUAUGUUAUUAAUUAUUAUCAUGUAACUUGUUUUAUUAUAUAUGUAUAUAAAUAUAUAUACAUACUUUAAAAUAAAACAAAAAAAAAAAAGUUUUACAACCCUUUAAUUGGUGGAAUUUUAUUAUUCGAUCUAUUUGCAAUUUUUUUUUUUUUU